CAUUGAUAGUAUAAAGUCUGUGCUGGACUUCAACUUGAUAUCAUUUGCUCAGCAGAAGCUAACUGAUAACAAACCACCAAAAUGUUCAAGUUGUUCAUCUUCGCCUGCUUCCUCGCUCUCGCCGCGGCCGAGCCCAAGCCCGGCGUCUUCGUCGGAGGCUACGCAGCGCCCAUAGCCGCCGCGUACACCGCGCCGGUAGCUGCUGCGUACACCGCGCCCGUCGCCUACUCUGCCUACAGCGCGCCUUUGGCUGCCUACUCCGCCUACAGUUACGCGUCUCCGUACUCAUACUUUCUCCGCCGUAAAUCAAGUACAGUAUUUAAAGUGGAUGGUUACCUCGAUGGACAUCAUUCACUCUUUCAGUUCACAACAAGAACAAACAAACCAACAAACAUGUACAAGCUGGUAAUCUUCGCUACCCUUUUGGCUGUUGCUGCUGCUAAACCAGGCAUUCACAGUAUUGCUCCGGCAGCGUACGCCGCACCCGUUGCAGUAGCCGCUCCCGUAGCUGCUGCCUACUCCGCCCCGGUCGCAGCAGCAUACACUGCACCGGUCGCAGCAGCAUACGCUGCACCCCUACGCUACGAUGCCUACAGCGCUCCUGUCGCUGCUGCCUAUGCUGCUCCCGUUCCCGCCGCCUACGCCGCCUACAGCGCACCUGUAGCAGCCGCAUACUCAGCACCUCUAGUAUCGGCUGCCUACAGGGCUCCCCUUGCUUUCCUUAAGUGAAUGGACUGAUCUAACAACCCAAAGAAUGAUUAAUAAAUGAAUUUGAUAUUUUGAUAAA
Manduca sexta (tobacco hornworm) is the source of this 787-nucleotide messenger RNA. RefSeq names its product cuticle protein 18.6. NCBI's taxonomy places the organism in Eukaryota, Metazoa, Arthropoda, Insecta, Lepidoptera, Sphingidae. The record is from RefSeq and is a predicted model, not a curated record. Bases 82 to 729 code for a protein of 215 amino acids. The transcript is spliced from 4 exons.